GGAAACUACAAAAAAUCCUACUUUAUCAGAAAGGGAAACUACAAAAAAUCCUACUUUAUCAGAAAGGGAAACUACUAAAAAUCCUAUUUCCUCUCAUAUAAAUAACCCACCCAUUAAUAGAUAUCCUGCAGAAAGUUACAAAAAUCCUUUACCAAAUAGUUUAAGACCUUUUCCCUCAAAUGAUAAUAACAGAGGUAGACAACCGAGAAUUUAUGAUGAGGCUGAUAAUUUGUUAAUACCAGGCCCACCCGCAUCAUCUAUGAAUCUCAUGAAUAGAAGUCAUAAUGUUAAUAAUCCAUCAAAUAGAUUUAAUAAUUAUGAUGAUCAGAGAAAAUUUGGCCCUCCACCUGUUCCAUCUGUUCCAAAAAAUCAUGACCCGAGAAUGUAUAAUGAUAGAACCCCAAACAAUUAUGAUCCACGAUUUUAUAAUGAUAGAACCCCAAACAAUUAUGAUCCACGAUUUUAUAAUGAUAGACCUCCAAGUAAUUAUGAUCUAAGAAUGCAUAAUGAUAGAUAUAAUGAUAGAUAUAAUAAUAGAAAUAAUGAUAGGUACAACGAUAGGUAUAAUGAUAGGAUAAAAAACGAUAGGCUUCCACCCUUUCCACCACAACUACCAAGGGUAUUUCCACCUGAUGUUGCUAAAUUGACCUCUAAAAAGUCACAGCAACUAUUACGUAUAAAUCCUUCCGAAUAUUAUUCUAGUGCUAAUAGGGCAAGAAGUGUUAGCCCUAAUCCGUCAUUUCGUGAUCGGGGCAGUAAACAAUCCAAUCAAAAAUUAAAACCUG
Racocetra persica is the source of this 785-nucleotide messenger RNA. Lineage: Eukaryota; Fungi; Glomeromycota; Glomeromycetes; Diversisporales; Gigasporaceae. The record is from the annotation of a GenBank genome assembly.